Messenger RNA from Juglans microcarpa x Juglans regia, 1317 nucleotides. Its product is annotated as ATG8-interacting protein 2-like. Lineage: Eukaryota; Viridiplantae; Streptophyta; Magnoliopsida; Fagales; Juglandaceae. The transcript has 3 exons. The record is from RefSeq and is a predicted model, not a curated record. Bases 165 to 1109 code for a protein of 314 amino acids. Gene Ontology annotation, cellular component: intracellular membrane-bounded organelle.
UGAUUUCUCUGGGAGCCACGCUUACCGAUACUACCGGUUUCCUUCAUCUCUAUCCCCGACCCCCUGAGACAGCUUAUAAGAAAUCCAUUCUCUACGCACUUCGAGGCAGUUCCAAGUUCAACCUCAUCGGAACGUCGUAUUUUUCAUCUCCGUAAGGACAGAGGAUGGCAGAUAAUGAGGGAGGGGAAAAUGCCUCGCGUGGGACUGAUUGGGAAGUAGUGUCACUUACAGCAUCGGCAUAUGCUGCUGCCCCAGGCCCAAAAGAAGUUGAACUGAAGGAUGAUGAUGACAAUAAUGCUUACCGAGAGGAUGAUGGUGCAGAAACAUCUCGUGCUUUGUUGAUGUCUGGUCACUUUGUCUUUCCACACACUAAGCAUGAAAAUUUGCCAUUGGAACUUGAUGACAGUGAGAUUCAUAACGAAGAAGGCAAAAAGGAAGUAGUAUCCGAUCUUGAUGCUGUAAAAGCUGGUAGAUCAAGUGGAAAGGAUGAAGAAAAUUGGACUUUUAAAGAUAUAACUGUACCAGAUGAGUUCCCAGGAAUGCAGUUCUUUGAUGAGAAGGGUUGUAAGUUAUCCAUCCAUGGUACAGAGUUUGAGGAAGGCACUACUCUCCAAGUUUUAAAUUUGGUUGAAAAGGAGGAAAGUAUAUUUAGUGCUGCUACAUAUGGUUCUUUACACAAUGACACAGCUCUUGGCAGUUCAUCCACAUAUGGUGAGAAUGUGCCCGUUCCUAGACUAAAUGAGCAAGGUUUAGAUUUUUCUCCAGACAUUUCAUUAUCCCCAACGCCUGCAAAAGACAAUAAACAUGAUGGGUCUGACCUUCCUUGUGGUGCUUGGUGGAAGAGAAGGGUUGCUUCCUUGUAUGCUCAUGCAAAAGAGGCAAAUACAUUUUGGUCUAUUUUCAUUGCAGCGGCUGUCAUGGGUUUUGUAAUACUUGGGCAGAGAUGGCAGCAGGAAGGAUGGCAGGCUUUGCAAAGUAAGUGGCAGAUCAGCAUCAAUGAUGAGAGGAGGGGCAGGAUGCUGGGUCCUAUAUCUCGACUUAAAGAUGUGAUUGUAGGUGGCCACCGUCGUGGUUCCGUGAUCAGGGGCAGCUCCUCAAGCAAGGCUUAAGAUGAUGAUGAUGAUGAUGAAAAAGAUAGAGAAAGAGACAUGUUAGGUUUAUGAAGUGCUACUUUUGCUGAGUGUGUCCCAUGCACCUAUUUUUCUUAUGACAAGCUGAAUGGUAUAUUAUGUAAAUCUGAUAUUGUUCCGAACUUUGAUGGUAUUUUCUUCAGAGUUGUUUUGUAUAGUUUUGGGAAAUCAUUCAUCUUUUCAAAAA